CGAUUUGCCCACGCCAUCCCCAAACCCCAAAGCAGAACGCCUGCAGUCUCCCCCGAAGAAGAUGCCGACACGCCAGAGAAACCUCGAAAGCUGUUGGAACCGCAUUAUGAGCUGACGUUUACCUGCGUGCCCUGCGGCUCGCGGUCAACACACGCCAUUUCCAAGCAGGGAUACCACAAUGGAUCAGUACUCAUCACCUGUCCAUCCUGCCGCAAUCGCCAUGUUAUCAGCGACCAUCUCAACAUCUUCGGGGACCGCAAGAUGACGGUGGAAGAUCUCAUGAAGGAGCGGGGCCAACUCGUCAAGCGUGGCACACUGGGCGAAGAUGGCGACGUGGAGUUCUGGGAGGAUGGUACUGUGACGGAA
Molecule: messenger RNA, 366 nt
Organism: Pseudomassariella vexata
Lineage: Eukaryota; Fungi; Ascomycota; Sordariomycetes; Amphisphaeriales; Pseudomassariaceae
Product: DNL zinc finger-domain-containing protein
Exons: 1
Biological process (GO): protein folding; protein stabilization; protein import into mitochondrial matrix
Cellular component (GO): mitochondrion
Molecular function (GO): protein-folding chaperone binding; zinc ion binding
Source: RefSeq, a predicted model, not a curated record